AUGGCUGCGGCACCAUUUCCUCUCCGAGAACUAUCGAAAAGAGAUUAUGAAACAGUAUUGACGCUAUUUAACUUACAAGAUCUAAUCACUUUCUCAAUGAUAUCAAAAAAGUGCCGAAUGUUGCCGACGGUAGUCAGACGCAGACAGGGAUAUCUAGAAGUUAGCAUUUCACGCGACGGGACAAUCCUACAUUUGUCAGAAAGGGGUAAUCCCAAAAUCAGAUGGGCUUUCAAUGACAGAAUAAGAGAAAAUCCUCGGUCAUUCAUUUGGGAGAUCGACGAUCAUCGAAUGGAAAUACACUUGAACGAGACUGAAGUCUCCAUUAAACCAAUCAGUGCUCACUUCUCUUGCGUCUCAUCAGCGAUUAAGUAUCUGAAGGAAUUGUUGCGCUGGUCGGUGAAAUCUGUCAAUAUUGACCCCGCCAAUUUACCCAACACGAUGAAUUUGGCAGACCUCAAAAUUGAGAAAUGUAAAAUACUGUACAUCUUCGGAACGAGGAUAAUUUCUGAUCAAGAAUUAACUGCAAUCCUAGAGAAUGUCCAAAAGAAGAACUUUCUGAAAAUCAAUAUAAUGAUCUAUAAUGACUUUCUUUUCAUUCCAAGUCUCUUAAAUUGUAGAAGGUUGUUAUGUGAGAAGCCGACGCAGUGGCUGACUCUCGAUAAUUUAUUUCAACUGGAUUGCACCAAGUUUAUAUUCAAACAAAGUAGAUUUAAAGCGCAAAGCUGUAUUGAUUUCAUGGAGGACUGGAUGGAUGGAAAUGGUGAAGGAAUCGAUUAUUUGUUAGUAAAAUUCGCCACACUUGAAACAAAAGACCCUGUAAUCCCACCAUACUUGGAAGAUAUCGAUGUGGUGGAGCAUAGAAGUUCAGGUUAUAUACUUAAUCAGUAUACAUAUCUUGACUGCGAAGACGGAUAUGACAUCAAACAUGACAGUGGCAAAGUGGCAACAUGGCAAGUGGCUCCUGAUUACUUCUACUUUGUCGUCUGGCACAAUCUUCAACACAAUAUUCUUCAGCGUACUCCUUUUGAAUUUUAA
Molecule: messenger RNA, 1035 nt
Organism: Caenorhabditis remanei
Lineage: Eukaryota; Metazoa; Nematoda; Chromadorea; Rhabditida; Rhabditidae
Exons: 4
Coding region: 1-1035 (344 amino acids)
Biological process (GO): embryo development
Source: RefSeq, a predicted model, not a curated record